Durusdinium trenchii is the source of this 1476-nucleotide messenger RNA. The record is from the annotation of a GenBank genome assembly. NCBI's taxonomy places the organism in Eukaryota, Dinophyceae, Suessiales, Symbiodiniaceae.
UUUCAAUAUCCAUUCUCAGUUUGUCCCAUGGCCUUAUCUCUUUCGCCUGCCCAAAGUCUUUGGCUUUCAUCACCCACCUUGUCCUCUGGAAGCCGUGCGGAACCCUUGCGCGCGCACCGCGCCUCCUCGCCGGCGCACCGCGCUUCACGCGGUCGGAGCCUCGGGCUCGGUGCGGCCGCCGCCGCGGGUGCCGCGCGGCACGGCCGUCGGCUGGGCCGAAGGGCGACCCAUGCCAGUGUGAGCACGUACCGGAAGAGGGAGGAGAAGCGGGAGCUGCGGCGGCGCUGGUUGGCGGGGAUCGAGCAAGAGGAGGAAGAGGAGGAGAAGGAGUUGGAGGUGCCCAGUGGUGUUGCGCCUGUCUUCCCUUCCGUUGAAGAGGCGUCCGGCUCGCGGCCCGGCGGCGAACCAAGAGCCUCGGAGGACAACGAGCCAUUGGAUUGGGCGAAUCCAGGGCUCAACGUCUUGGAGAGGGCCAGACUCGCUGCAGAAGACUGGGGCGGAUGGGAUCAAGGCACUGAUCCUGCAGCCCAGCUUGGGGUUAAGGAGAUGAUUCCGCUGCCCAGAGCCUUCCGGAUUCGUUUGUCCGAAGCUUUUGUGCCCAAGUCCAUUAAGGACUUCAUUGAGCUGCACCAGCUGGGGAACCGGAAGUUGCCGAAGCUCAAGCGAGGUGAGAGGCGCCCGGCCAUCUUUGCGGGCUCGGACCCGGCACACGACGGCCGACAAGGCUCCGUGGAUGAUGGCCGAAGUGACACGUUGGGCCGCAUGGCCAUCGCCGUGCACAAGGGUUUCCUGCGCCAGCGCGCUCGGUGCCACCCCAACGGCGAAGAAGCUCCGUCGCCCGAGCGGCCAGAAGUGGCGUUCAUCGGAGCGUCCAACGUGGGGAAGUCCUCGCUGAUGAACGCACUCACAAGGACGCAGCAACUGGCGCCUGCGAAGGAUGACCCUGGCGUCACCCGGAGCAUUGACUGGUACAAGUGCAGCCGCUUGCCAGUCGACGUCAUUGAUUUGCCGGGCUAUGGAUAUGCCAAGGGUGCGCAGUACGGGCCAUUGGUGGCAGAUUUUGUGAAACGCCGGAAGUCUUUGCGGAUUUUAUACUGCUUGGUGGAUGCUCGAACAGGGAUUCGACCUUCUGACUGGAAUUUCUAUGCCUCCCUGGGCGAUGAUGGACCAGAGAAGAUCUUCAUCCUCACGAAGUGUGACAUGGUGGUCCCUAAGAUGCUGGGCAAAGUGGCGACGCUGGUCCUGGAAGAUAUCCGAAGUGUACCUCGUUCCAGCCAGCGGUUGAUCAUGGUCUCUGCUCGAAUGGGUCAGGGGAUGCACGACUUGCGGUGCCACUUGUGUUCCCGGGCAGUGUCCAUGGUGCAAGAGGUGAAGAGGCGGCAAAGUGAGCUCAAUGAACGCUUAAGAUCCGUGUGACGUGAGGAGAGAAAAAGAGCCUUGCAGAGGGUGGCAUGUGGAGUGAAGGUGAUGUGUUGG